This is a messenger RNA of Tetrahymena thermophila SB210, 531 nucleotides long. RefSeq names its product B-cell receptor-associated-like protein. The transcript has a single exon. The record is from RefSeq and is a predicted model, not a curated record. NCBI's taxonomy places the organism in Eukaryota, Ciliophora, Oligohymenophorea, Hymenostomatida, Tetrahymenidae.
AUGUUCAUCAUAACUUUGAAUUAGGUUAUUUUCUUCGUCGCUUUGCUCGAAUUGGCUGUUAGUGUUUUGUUCAUUAUCCCUCUUCCUAAGGGCUGGAAACCUGGCCUUUUAAGAUUUGUUGAAGAAAGUCCUACUAUGAAGAAAAUUAUGGAAUAUCAUAAGUUUAUUAUUGCCAUUGUUGCACUUUAAUGGAUGUAUUCAAUUAAAAUCGCAGCUGAUUAUUAAGAAUAACACUUAAUAGAGAGAGAAACUCAUUUUAAUGCAAUUAAUCAAAGAGAUUUACAUAUCUUAGAAAAAAAAUUUGCAGCUGAAGGAGAUAUUUACUUGAAUGGAACUCUUCUUUUUGUUUCUGUAUUCAUCAAUCGUCUUUUCGCUCUUUUGUAAUACUAUUAUCAAAUCAAGUAAAUGAGCGAAAUCGAAUUAAAAGUUAAUUUAUCUGAUGACACUAAGAAGAUUCUUGAUUCUCUAUAGAAGGAAAGUUUAGGAGCUCCUUCUUAACCUAAAUCCAAAGAACAAAAAAAGAAUGAUUGA